GGGGAUACGGGGGGGAUUAAGUGAUACGUAAAAAUAAUUAUUAAUAGUAACCGGCGAAAUUGAAAACCAAGUAAAGCCUCCGGGGUGAGCUUGCCUGGAGACGCCCACCAAGGCCACCCUUAUUGUUCUUCUCUUCUACCCUUGGGGACUGAAAAAGAGGCCUCAUCGUCGAGCCUCCGACUCUGCGACACGGUGUAACAUUCGUUUGUUUUCAUGCACACCGGGGUAUCAUACGAAAAACAAUGAAGAAAUUCGUUCUAUUUGCUCUCUGGAUGAUGGUGAAGGGUGCUGUGGCGGAGAGAGGUGAAUUUGGUGCCCGUGGUCUCGCUGAACCGGCGCUGUUAGAACGUCAAGCCACUUCGUCCAGUGCUACAACCACUUCCAGCGCUGCAUCGUCCACUUCUACGCCGUUUCUAGUGUUCGUUGGCAUCUCAAGUCUGACGACAUGUACUUCAGGGAGCGUCCGAUGGGUAUAUUCUGGUCCCGAUACUCCCUUGUCGCUCAUGAUAACGAACAUCAACGUUACGCAAACGGGUUCUUCAUCAGUGACCGCAUCUUCAUCUUCCACCACAGCAUUGUCUUCUACGGCAUCACGUAGCCCCAUCACGGACCUUACGGCUCGGGCUAUCCCCACUUAUCUCACUGUUUCUGCUGGUGAUGAUACCAAUACCUCCGACGACGGCUUUGUCAAGAUUAUCACAACAAGUGCUGAUCCCAGCAAUGAUUUAUUCACCUGGGACAAGGUUGAUGUUCCGCAGGGAUGGUACAAAAUCUGGGCCUCCAUGGAGGCUUACCCGGAUUUUAGCCAGGCCACAAGUUCCGAUUACUUCGUCACUAACGGGUCCGACAUCUCCUGUCUUUUGAGUUCUGGCGGAUCGUCAUCGUCAUCCACUUUUAUGAGCAGCACGAUGUCCUCUACCAGCAGCCCGUCCGCCACUGCCAUCGUAGGUGCCGUAUCUUCCGUCAACAAGGGCGCCAUUGCCGGCGGUGUUGUGGGAGGCGUUGCUUUACUCUCCGCAGUGCUCGCCGCCCUCGUCUACUUCCUAUGUGCCUCUCAACGCCGCCGCCGCACCGCCACCCUCGAUCCUUCUAAUGGUGGGACCGUAGGUAGAUGGGGAACCCUCGGCUCCUUCGACUCUACCCAUAGCAGUAAAUCCCAACACGCCAAGGCGACAAAGCAAAAGGCCAAGAAGUACAACGGUGCUGGGGUUGUCGGAAUGGGCGGGUAUGACGCUGAAGCAAAUGGAAGAGUCGAGAGGCAUCAUUCGCAAGCGGAUUCGCUGGGCCCCAUCGUCUCUUAUGGACACGCUAUAACCGAGAGUCCCGUCUCAGAAGAGACCUUCAACCCUUACGCCUCGUAUGAGGAUAAAUAUUCUUCGCGCUUCCCAGCGUCUCUUUCAGAGGAGAACGGGGAAGAGCUGGUCAUGACUCAUACAGUGGGCUAUAGCCCGCGCCUACCGCACGCCGGCCGCCAAUCAACAUCCUCCAUCGAGUCCUACGUCCUGAAUAACAACUUCAGUCGACCUCGAAGCCAAACCCAGACUCAGAGGAUGCCGCCCUCACCACAGCAGGCCUACCCUGAAUCGCCCUCGACGAGCAGCGUACUCACUCCGGACAGCCGUCGCUUCUCAUCACCAGUCCUGCCUAUGGAUGAUGGCGUUUUUGUUGGGUACCAACAACAGCAACAACAACAAAGUCCUCGACAAACGCCCCGUCGGAUGCCUCGCAAGCCUGUCCCAUCAUACAAUCCCACGGAUCUGCCGGAACCUCUCCCAGCACAUCUACAUUCCUCGAUGACGAGCCUCCCUCAUACUCCCUCGCCCGCACAUUCAGUCCACUCCCUCGUUCUGACGGAAGAUGUCCAUCAGCUGAUACAUAAGGGCAGCUUCUCAGAUGGAAGACCCGUGCAUGUGCUCAUGCCUGAUUUGCCGCCUCCACAACGGAUUUAGGGAGCAUUCUUCCUGUGCCACGGUCUAAAACCCCCAUUCCGAAGCUUCCCACCCCUUCUAUGUAUUCAUCUAACGUUUAAGACUUAUUUCACUUGCUCACGCUCCAUUGCUUGUAACAUUUUCGCACGCACUAUUUCUUCACGGUUUUUCUCUUUUUCUUUGUCAUGGAUGGAUACAACUGUGUUGGCAUGGUAAAGAUCUGGCAUUGUUACCUAGCAUUGGCUUUCUACGACUUUUCGUGUAUGUUCCUUGUUGACUAUAAUGUGCCUCCCGUUCUAUAUAUCUUGCCCCAUUUUCAUGUGUAGUCCUUAGUGUUGUUUUAAUAAGUUCAAAAGGCAAUGUAUUGUCGUAAUACCACAGCAUAUACAAACGAAGUUGAAGACGAGUAAGAAUAAGAAUAGCA
Molecule: messenger RNA, 2352 nt
Organism: Desarmillaria tabescens
Lineage: Eukaryota; Fungi; Basidiomycota; Agaricomycetes; Agaricales; Physalacriaceae
Exons: 4
Coding region: 243-1949 (568 amino acids)
Source: RefSeq, a predicted model, not a curated record